Molecule: messenger RNA, 2325 nt
Organism: Talpa occidentalis (Iberian mole)
Lineage: Eukaryota; Metazoa; Chordata; Mammalia; Eulipotyphla; Talpidae
Gene: DTWD2
Product: DTW domain containing 2
Exons: 6
Coding region: 8-904 (298 amino acids)
Source: RefSeq, a predicted model, not a curated record
GCCAGCCAUGGAGCCGCAGAAAGAGGCGCGAACUGGCAGGGACCCGGUAGCGCAGCCGCCAGAGGCCUCGAGGUCUCACGCGCCGAACGAGGAGGAGCGGCGAGAGGGCGGCGCAGCGCUGGCGUCGGCUGCCGUGGGCGCGGAGGCGGACGGAGCCAGUGCGGACGGGCUGUGGGAGCUGCCCGUGGAGCCCGCCCAGCGGAGGCCCGAGUGCAGCCGCUGCAGCCGGCCUCAGAAAGUGUGUCUGUGUCCAUUUCUACCAUUGCAUCCUCUCCAUAUCUCUACCCACUUGUACAUAAUUCAACACCCAGCAGAGGAAAGCAAAGUGCUUCGGACAGUUCCUCUGCUAGCAGCGUGCCUACCCCAGGACAAGUGCAAGGUCAAAAUUGGCCGUCGCUUCAGUGAAGAAAGAGAUCCCGAACUUUCAGCUAUCUGUCGGAAGUCUGAUACAUUAAUAUUAUAUCCAGGGGCUGAAGCUGCUAAUUUGGAAGAAUUUAUAUUAGAUUCUUCUGUUUAUCCUUCCACAAUCAUCAUCAUUGAUGGUACAUGGAGCCAGGCUAAGGACAUUUUCUAUAAGAAUUCCUUGUUUCGACUUCCCAAACAGGUGCAGUUAAAAACUAGCAUUUCUAGUCAGUAUGUCAUUCGGACACAACCAACGAAUAGGUGCCUUUCUACGCUGGAGUGUGCAGCUCUUGCUCUUUCCAUCUUGGAGAAAAAUAAUUCCAUACAAGAGACUUUGCUUCGCCCACUUCAAGCUUUAUGCUCUUUCCAGCUUCAGCAUGGUGCUCAAAUUCGUCUCAGCAAGGAACACCUCCUGAAGAAUGGAUUAUAUCCUAAGCCCAUGCCAAAAAACAAACGAAAACUCAGGAAAAUGGAACUGUUAAUGAAUAGUGUUAAAAUUUAGUGCACUUGUUCUUAUGGUGCUAGUUAUAGUGUCUUUGACUAACAUUGUCAAGUUAAGUUUUCUUACAAUAUAAGUUUGUAGGUUUUUGAUUACGGACUAAGAGUUGCAUACUAACUUGCCCAGAAAGGGAAGCAAACCAGAUAGCCAUAAAAUCAAACACAUUUCGUUGACUGAAUUAAGAUGUCACACUGCAUUUAUUUUUUAAAACGUGCCUCUAAUUCAUUCUUUCAAAUUCAUAAUUUAAAGCGUGGCUAAUUGUUGAACUUGGUUAGACAUUCUUGUUUAUUAUAUUGAAGGAAGUUGUAACUGAUUGGAACUAUGUAUUGUUUCUGUUGAUGUUUAUAGAUCAUUAGAUGCAGACAUGUAAUAGAAGAUACAUCAAUUUGCAGUCUUGUAAGUACACAACUUUAUAGUUUGAAAAAAAUAAAAAAAGACAAUAGUGAUAAUCAAUUGGUUUACAUAGAAUUUAUUUAUUUUAUAAUAUAGUAUAACUGAUUAAAGAACUAUUCUUUAGGGACAAAGUUUGAACUAUUAGUUGCCCUGACUUUUGAAGAGGUGCAUAUAAUUUUGAUAUAAUACACAUUUUUCACUUGUAAUCACUCACCAUAAUAUAAGUUAAUAUUUCAGUAUUCAUUUAACAUGUUUAUUUAAUCUGUGACAAACUAGUUAUAUUGAAGUUCUAUUAUGGAAAUAAUAAGUUGGACUAUAAUACAACUGUAUUUUUGAGAUCUGUUUUCAUAACUAGGGCUAUUUAAAUAUUUUUUAUGGCAAAAGCUUUCAAUUUGAGAGAAAAAAAAAUACCUUCCCACCAUGGUCCUUGGGAAAAUAUUACUCAGAUUUGGUACAAAAUUAGAGGCAUGUAUGUAAUAGAAGUUAUAUGUAAAAAUCUACUGCCUGGUGUGUACACCUUUUGGCAAAAAAAGAGAUUUGGUUUUACUCUUUACUCAUGACUUCUUGAGUUUUCUGUAUUCAGUCUCAAUUUGCAGAGGAAAACUACCCAUGCAAUUUAAAAGUAAGUUUGAUAUGUAUUAUGUGUAUAUUUGUGACACAAAGCAUAUACAUCAGUGAUUACUUCUAACCAUUUUCAUCUCUAUUUGUUGUUAUCAUGGAAUAGACUUAUUAAAAGCUCUAGUGAUGGUCACAGUUAGAAUGCUGAUGAGUGUUUUGGGAAAUGAGGAAGAAAGCUUUAUAAAAUACUAAACAAAAUUUGGGUUUUUAUCUUCUAAUGGUAACUUUUUAAAAAAAUAUAUAGUUCAUUUAACAGAAAACAUCUACUAUCAAAUGAUUAGGUAUAAUAGAAAAAUUGUAUAUAAUGUAUAGUGGUUUCUUAAAUGGUACAAAGUCAACUUGCUGUAGUUAUUUUCAUAUUGAAAUUGAAUGUCACACAUUUCCUUUAUUCUAUUAAAAAAGUUCCUACAGAA